GGCCAGUCGUCGACUCGUCGUCUUCUCUACCUGGCGCUCUCCCAGAUCAGAUCACCACCACCGCCCACCGCCCACCACCGCUCACCGAGCUCGCGGUCGCCGGAGAUCACCGUUCUCCGGCGGCCCCGCGUACGCCGGUAUCAGUAAAGGUUGGUUAUCCACAUCGAAACCCCAGCUCGCGCCUCCCACCCGAGUCAGUCACGCCGCUAAAUUUGGCUCAUCCGCCAUUCAGACCAGCGCCGCUAGGGUUUUGGACCUAUGGAUCCGCUCCGGAGCUACCUGGGCCGGAUCCUCCUCGAAGAGAUCACACCGGUGGUGAUGGUGCUGUCCACACCGCUCGCCGAGGCCGCCUGCCGUAAGAACGGCCUCAGCUUCGUCGACAUGCUCUCCCCGUUCUCGCUCUUCAAAAAAAUCGACGUGCCCGUGCGGACGGCGAGCGAGGUUCCGUACAGGCUGCAAAUGUUUAAGAUCCGGAUGGUUUACGCGUCCGACGUCCGGAAGGAGGACUGCGAGGUGGCAGACGAGAAGAUUAAGCCUGUAGUUUCUGAGGCCAAUGAGAAGGCUCUUCCGGAUUUGCUUUCAGACCCGCCUCAGGCUGAAGAUGUACUUGGAAGGAAGUGCGGCCACUGGUGAGGCUUGCGUAGAGGUUGAUGAUAACGUGUAUGGUAGGCCUGAAUGCUGCUGAGGUAACUAGGAGAGAGCCUGAGGCCGAGCUGUGCCCAUUGUGGAUUAAGAAGUUCAAUAGAGAACUAAUGCGAACACUCUCAUUUUCGGAGCAUGAAACGUUUGACCAUCCCGUGGCAUGUCUUCUAGUUGUGUCAUCAAUGGACAAAGAACCAGUCAAUAAAUUUGUUGAUCUCUUCAACACAAAUCAGUUGCCAUCUCUUUUGAAUGAAGGCAUAAUGGAUCCACAGAUUUUGAAGCAUUAUCUUGUACUUCAUGACCAGCAAGAGGGGCCACAAGACAUAGCUGUGAAUGUCUUAGCUGAAAUGAGGAGUACCCUUGGUCUGAAUGACUGUAAAUUAUUAUGCAUAAAUUCGUCUACAGAAGCAGGUGGUAGUAAUGCUGACAAUUCAUGGCUACCUUAUAAAGCUCUUGUUUUGAACAAUCAUGAUGGAUCCUGUAUUCUUAGUGUGGAUGAUCUGAAUGAGAUAAAGGACUUCAUGCAAGAUUUUGUUUCAAACCAUAUCAUCCCCUACAUGGAACAAAAGAUCCGUGUCCUCAAUCAGCAGGUAGCCACAACAAGAAAGGGUUUUAGAAAUCAGAUCAAGAACUUGUGGUGGAGAAAAAGAGAUGAUGUCCCAGAAGCUCCAAAUGGGCCAAUGUAUACAUUCACCUCCAUAGAAUCACAGAUCAGAGUACUUGGUGAUUUCGCCUUCAUGUUACGGGACUACGAGCUUGCCUUGUCAAACUACAGACUACUCGCUACUGAUUAUAAGCUUGAUAAGGCUUGGAAGCGAUUUGCUGGUGUACAGGAGAUGAGUGGACUUUGCUAUUUCAUUUUGGAUCAGUCGAGGAAGGACGCGGAGUAUUGCAUGGAAAAUGCCUUCAGUACAUAUUUGAGAAUUGGAUCUUCUGGCCAGAGAAAUGCUACUAGAUGUGGCCUUUGGUGGGCUGAAAUGCUUAAAACAAGAGGACAGUAUAGGGAAGCAUCUAAUGUGUAUUUCCGUGUUUCUAAUGAGGAACCUUCUUUGCAUUCUGCUGUACUGCUUGAGCAAGCCGCUUGUUGCUAUCUAUUAUGCAAUCCACCCAUGCUUCGGAAAUACGGAUUUCACCUAAUCUUAGCUGGGAAUAGCUACUUCGUGUCUGAUCAGAAACAACAUGCUGUUCGGGUGUACAGAAAUGCUUUGUUCGUUUACAAACAAAACCCUUGGAGUUACAUCAACAAUCAUGUACACUUUAAUAUUGGAAGGUGGUAUGGAGUUCUCGGGAUACUUGACGUAGCCAUCAAGCACUUGCUUGAGGUCAUUGCUUGUAGCCAUCAGUCGCUGACUACACAAAACAUGUUCCUCAAUGAUUUUUUCCAUUAUGUUCAGAGCAUGGGGAAGAAAUUUGAUGUGUACAAGCUCCAACUUCCUGUUUUUAACAUGUCAUCUCUCAAAGUUCUACAUGAGGAUCAUCGCACUUAUGCAUCACAUGCAGAUGUUGGCGUUAGUGAAAGCACGUGGCAGGAGCUGGAGGAAGAAUUGAUCCCAUCAUCAUCAAUUGUCAAAACUAAUUGGCUGGAUACUCAGCCAAUGAGAAAAUACAAGGACUCCUGUAUUUGUGUGGCUGGAGAAGCAGUAAAAUUGAGUGUUGAACUUAAAAAUCCCCUCCAAAUUCCUGUUGCUGUUUCUGGCAUCUCUAUUAUAUGCCAGCUUUCCAGCACUUUGGAUGCAUUAAGUUCUGAUGUUAGUGGACUGGACUUGGAUGGUGGGGAAGAUAAGGUUAACACAGAGCCAUCUAUUUCAAUGUUGGAGACUGAUGGAGAUAAGUUUACAUUGUCAAAGCUUGACAUUGUAUUAGGAGGAGGUGAAAGUAAAAGAGUGCAACUUGAUGUUACUCCAAAGGUUGAAGGUAUUUUGAAGUUGGUUGGGAUAAGGUGGACUCUUUCAGAGUCAGUAGUAGGUUAUCAAUACUUUGAAUUUAAUGCACAGAAAAAAAUCAAGAAAGGGAAAAGAGGCCCACACCGUUCUUGGAAUAACAGCCUGGUUGUAAUCAAGGGUUUACCAAAACUUACAGGAUCUAUUGAUCGCAUGCCUACAAAAGCGUUUGCUGGUGAUUUAAAGCUGCUUACACUAAAUCUGAGAAACCAUUCCGAAUAUGCUGUGAAGGGUAUAAAAAUGAAACUUAGCAACCCAAGAUUUUUAAUUCCCGGCGAUUCAUCGGACAUUGGCCUCAAGUUCCCACACUGCUUAAAGAGGCACGUGCAAUCAGAAAGCAGUGUUGUAUCAGCCAAAACUAUGAAGGACAAUUUCAAGAGUCUGCUCUUUGCAUUUCCUCAGGAUAUAGAAAUUCAAGCAGGGGCAGCACUCUCUUGGCCUAUUUGGUUUCAUGCGGCAACUCCUGGAAAUGUUUCUCUUUAUAUAUCUCUGUAUUACGAAAUGGGGAGUUCCAGUGAUAUUAAAUACCGUACACUACGCAUGCACUUCAAUCUUGAGGUUUUGCCGUCACUUGACGUAUCCUUUUCUGUAAGCACGUCCUCAUCAAGAUUGCAAGAGUAUAUUGUUCGCAUGGAUGUCAUGAACAAGACUCCAUCAGAGUCAUUUGUGCUUCAUCAGUUAUCAUGUGUCGGUGAUAAAUGGGCAGUUUCAGCAUUGGCGGCGUGCAGUUCAAUCAACUCUGUUGAAACAGUAUCAGAAAAUCAGGCUGUGUCGUACUUCUUCAAAAUUAAGGAUUGUGAGGCGGAUUCUUGUAAAGAGGCAGAAAGUGAUUCCUGCACAAGCGAUAUGGCUUUGUGUCCAGGAAGUAGCACUGAUCUGUUUGACAUUGCACGAUCUCCUUUUGUUGAUUUUCACCAUCAAGAAAGAUGCAGGCAAGUGAAGAUGGCAAAGGGGCCAUGCAGCCUUCUUGAUUUUGUUCUAAUCUCAAAGGCAGUUGAUAACUCUUCCAAGCCUACUCCAGACUUCGAACUACUUUCUCAUCACACAUGUCAUUGCAGUGCUCUAAGCCAGAACCCUAUAUGGUGGCUUAUGGAAGGGCCUCGGACAAUUAGUCAUGAUUUCUCAAAGUCUUAUUGUGAGGCUAACCUCCAAUUGGUCAUUCACAAUUCAGAAGCUCAUAAGAUUUUGGUGAGAGUGGUCACUUUUGAUGUAAUUCCAGAGAAAACCGUCCAUCCUCAUGACUCAACCAGUGCUCAGGGUGGAUGGUAUGAUGUAUCACUGGAAAGUGACGUAAAGGCCAUCUCUAGUUCCAAGAGUACACAUCAAGAGAAGCGAUCUUCGAAGAGCAUUCCACCAUAUGUUUGGUGUUCAUUGAGUUGUGCUCAAAUCGAGCUCCAACCUGACAGUUGUGCUAGAGUUCCUCUAAAAGUGUGCAUAUUUGCACCGGGCACAUACAAUUUUUCCAAUUAUGAGCUGCAAUGGAAAGUGCAUCUAUCUGAGGGACCACAUGUGGGUGAAAAUGAGAACCGGUUAUCUGGCGGUGGUCUAGGCUAUCCUUUCUAUGUCACUGUCCUUCAAGGUGUCUAAGUAAUUAUCAGGAUUCAAGAAGUACCUUCUUGAGCGUCAAUAUAGACCAGUGCAAAACUCAGGAACUACACCCAAUUGCAACGGGCUGAUGAUAAUAGGUGCCAGCCAGUCCAGUUUGUGCAAAGAUCUGCCCCGGAAGUUCCCUGACUGAAUAUACUUGGAUACGCUCAUGGUUCUGCUUCGGUACCGAUAUAUUUACACGUCAUUUUGAAGGAUGAGUUCUGGUGAGUACAUGUAUACAAUUGUCGCUGGGAACAAAAACUAACGGUAAUUGCUGGUGGAUUUUUGGCAGACAGAAUAUACCGAUAGAAGUUUUGCUUGUCUAAUUGUUGAUGGUGGCUAGUAGGAGCAUAUACUAUUCCUGUACAUCCUGUUUAACUUGUCGCUGCUAGACGAUUUCGCAAAUGUAGUAUGUAGUGGUAGAUGGAUCCGAUAAAUUUUCUGUAAUUUUGACGAGGUAAUCAGGCAAUCGUCUCGAGAUUGUUGUUGUAUGGGCGACAGUAUUUUUUCAUUGUUUGUACAAUCCUUUUAAAAAUCAUCGUCUGGCCUUGAGCCUUUAUGCCAUAUGGGUAUAUGUUGAUUCCCCU
Molecule: messenger RNA, 4756 nt
Organism: Zea mays
Lineage: Eukaryota; Viridiplantae; Streptophyta; Magnoliopsida; Poales; Poaceae
Product: trafficking protein particle complex subunit 8
Exons: 29
Coding region: 651-4169 (1172 amino acids)
Cellular component (GO): TRAPPIII protein complex
Molecular function (GO): protein binding
Source: RefSeq, a predicted model, not a curated record